Molecule: messenger RNA, 197 nt
Organism: Entrophospora sp. SA101
Lineage: Eukaryota; Fungi; Glomeromycota; Glomeromycetes; Entrophosporales; Entrophosporaceae
Source: the annotation of a GenBank genome assembly
AUGGCAAUUGAUGUUUCAUUAGAUAGAAAAUUUGCAAUCUCAACAGCUAGUGACAACAAAAUUGUUAAAUAUACUUUUACUGAGUCCUUAGCAAAUGAACCAAUAGUUGAUAGUGUAUUGUUAAAAUAUUCGGGAAUCUCUGAUGUAAGAAUACGUUCUGAUGGUAAAAUUUUUGCCACUGCUGGUUGGGAUUCAAA